AUGGUCGCAGCGGAGAAGCGAGAAAUCAAGGCUGGUACCCUACUGUUGGGUGCUGGUCUGAACUUCUUUGAAGUGACCUCCUUGGGACAGCCACUCGAGGUCAUCAAGACGACCAUGGCUGCCAACAGGAAUGACUCCUUUGCAGGAGCCCUGCGCAGGAUCUGGGCGCGCGGCGGCUUCUUCGGAUUCUACCAGGGGUUGGUCCCGUGGGCAUGGAUCGAGGCAUCGUCCAAAGGCGCCGUUCUUCUCUUCGUCGCGAGCGAAACCGACCGGGCUGCUCGGUCGCUGGGCUUUGGGAAUUUCAGCGCCGGUAUCACCAGCGGAAUGGUGGGUGGCCUGGUCCAGGCAUACGCCACGGUCGGAUUCUGCACCUGCAUGAAGACGGCUGAAAUUACCAAGCUCAAGAUCACCGAGGAAGGUGGCAAACCGACGUCAACCUGGUCGACCUUUAAGGAGGCGUACCGGCGGGGAGGCAUCCGGGGCAUCAACAAGGGAGUGAACGCGGUGGCGGUGCGACAAGUCACCAACUGGGGCUCGCGCUUUGGCCUGUCCCGCAUGGCAGAGAAUGCUAUUCGCUCCGUGACUGGAAAGGACGAGACGCAAAGACUGAACGCUGGGGAGAGGGUCCUGGCUUCGGGAUUGGGUGGUGGAAUGUCGGCGUGGAAUCAACCAAUUGAGGUGGUACGCGUCGAGAUGCAGAGCCUUAAGGCCGAUCCCCAUCGGCCUGCCAACCUCAAUAUGCUGAGCACCGCUCAGUAUAUAUACCAGCAAAACGGACUCAAGGGGCUGUACCGAGGCGUGGCCCCUCGGAUUGGCCUUGGGGUCUGGCAGACGGUUUGUAUGGUAGCAUUCGGUGACAUGGCGAAAGAAGCGGUGGGAAAGAUCCUCGGAGAGGGCAUCUGA
This is a messenger RNA of Aspergillus japonicus CBS 114.51, 903 nucleotides long. Its product is annotated as putative mitochondrial DNA replication protein. The transcript has 6 exons. The record is from RefSeq and is a predicted model, not a curated record. Gene Ontology annotation, cellular component: mitochondrion. Gene Ontology annotation, molecular function: tricarboxylate secondary active transmembrane transporter activity. Lineage: Eukaryota; Fungi; Ascomycota; Eurotiomycetes; Eurotiales; Aspergillaceae. Gene Ontology annotation, biological process: alpha-ketoglutarate transport; mitochondrial citrate transmembrane transport. The coding region runs from base 1 to 903 and encodes 300 amino acids.